Messenger RNA from Mugil cephalus (flathead mullet), 7012 nucleotides. RefSeq names its product forkhead box P2 (gene foxp2). The transcript is spliced from 19 exons. Gene Ontology annotation, cellular component: nucleus. NCBI's taxonomy places the organism in Eukaryota, Metazoa, Chordata, Actinopteri, Mugiliformes, Mugilidae. Gene Ontology annotation, biological process: regulation of transcription by RNA polymerase II. The record is from RefSeq and is a predicted model, not a curated record. Gene Ontology annotation, molecular function: DNA-binding transcription repressor activity, RNA polymerase II-specific; RNA polymerase II cis-regulatory region sequence-specific DNA binding. The coding region runs from base 1026 to 3329 and encodes 767 amino acids.
GAAAGUAUUAAAAAGAAUAGAUGUGGGUCAGUGUGUGGUCGCUACAGAGGAAGCUGGGAAAAAAAGUGGAUGUUGAAAUAUUACAAGAACAUUACAUAUUGAUUUUUUUUUUUCAUCCUCGCAUUAAAGCGUCUUCGUGGCGAGUUCCAGCACGUGAAACCCAAGUUUUUUCUCGGAUGCAGCGAAGCGGACGCUGCUUGAGGUUUGCGCGGAGGGACCGUCCCGUUACUGGAAGGGUUACCGGUUCAAUCCCCGCCGAGAACAAUGCGUGACUAUCGUGGAAGCUUCCCCAACACUGGCCGCUGUGGGGGGAAUUAAACGUGGACCACGAAACGUUUGAAAAAGAGGAAACAAACUUUUUUUUUUUUUCUUUAAUACUUUUUUGUUUACAUAGCAGGUGGCCUCGACGUCACACGGGGUCGCAGCACGCCCAAAAAUAACAACACACACCUCCGCGCACAAGCAAGUGCCUCCCCUGGGGGGGUGUUCUAGUCCCAAAUAUACUUGCUUGCCGGGAUACAGCUUGAUGUGUGUUUGAAUCGAGGAAAAAAAACAAGCCGCUUCUUCCUCGCAUUGCGCGUCAUUCAAACAGGACUCAGUGUACUGCUUUUCCCUCUGUUGCAUUAGUAAUAACAGCGGCGUUGACGGGAGACAGCAGGAGAGAGUGUGUGUGUGUCUCCGACAGCGGUGCCCAGCGGAGGAAUAUUUGAGCCUUUUUUUAUUUACUCUGCAGCUUGUUGUUCAUUUUCCCUGCGUUAUGGUGAACUUGGACAGUCACGUGCGAAGAUCUCUGCAAGUAUAGAGGACGGCGACUUCUCACCUGGUGUGUCCCUUUGACUUUACCGUGAGAGGGGAAAUAUAUACCUGCCAUUUUUUUCCUGAGAGCUGACAUCGCUGGACUUCUACCCCUACUGUGACAGACAGAAACAGCAAGUUCUCUCCCUUAGGGAUGAAAUAUGCCCUCUCUGCGCCCGUAGAAGAAAACAGACGUCACACACUGUAAAGUGCAAAAGUGGUUUUAAAUCAUGAUGAUGCAGGAGUCGGCCACAGAGACAAUAAGCAACAGUUCAAUGAGUCAAAAUGGAAUGAGCACCCUAAGCAGCAGCCAAUUAGAGGCUGGCAGUAGAGAUGGGAGAUCAAGCGCUGGUGACACAAGCAGCGAAGUAAGCACAGUCGAGCUGCUGCAUCUGCAACAACAGCAGGCACUACAAGCAGCGAGGCAAUUACUCUUGCAGCAGCCAGGCAGUGGCCUGAAAUCUCCAAAGAGCCAGGACAAGCAGCGUCCACUGCAGGUUCCAGUGUCGGUGGCCAUGAUGAGUCCCCAGGUGAUCACGCCGCAACAGAUGCAGCAGAUCCUCCAGCAGCAGGUUCUUUCCCCCCAGCAGCUCCAGGCCCUGCUCCAGCAGCAGCAGGCUGUAAUGCUACAACAGCAACACCUGCAGGAGUUCUAUAAGAAACAACAGGAGCAGCUUCAUCUGCAGCUUCUCCAGCAGCAGCACCCUGGCAAGCAGGCUAAAGAGCAACAGCAACAGCAGCAGCAGCAGCAGCAGCUGGCCGCCCAGCAGCUCGUCUUCCAGCAGCAGCUCCUGCAGAUGCAGCAGCUCCAGCAGCAGCAGCACCUGCUCAACAUGCAGCGGCAGGGCCUGCUCUCGCUGCCUGGGCCCGCUCCAGGCCAGGCUGCCCUGCCCGGACAGACCCUGCCCCCGCAAGCUGGCCUGAGCCCUGCAGAGCUCCAGCAGUUGUGGAAGGACGUGACCGGAGGCGGCAGUCACGGCAUGGAGGACAACGGCAUCAAACACAGCAACAGUGGCACUGGUACCGGCGUGGGUGGCGGCGGCUUAGACCUCUCCACCAACAACUCUUCUUCAACUACCUCCUCCUCCAAUCCCGCCAAAGCAUCGCCGCCCAUCUCCCACCAUUCCAUCGCCAACGGACAGUCUCCCGCCCUCAACCACAGAAGAGAGAGGGAAAGGGAAAGGGAGCGAGAGAGUUCACUACAUGAAGAAAGUGGAGGGACCCACCCCCUGUAUGGUCAUGGUGUGUGCAAGUGGCCCGGCUGUGAGAACAUCUGUGAUGACUUUGGACAGUUUUUGAAGCACCUAAACAGUGAACAUGCCCUGGAUGAUCGGAGCACAGCCCAGUGUAGAGUCCAGAUGCAAGUUGUACAGCAGCUGGAAAUACAACUUUCUAAAGAACGUGAGCGUCUUCAGGCGAUGAUGACCCACUUGCACAUGCGGCCCUCAGAACCCAAGUCAUCUCCCAAACCACUCAACUUGGUGUCCAGCGUCACCAUGUCCAAGAACUUGCCGUCAGCAUCACCCCCCAACUUACCUCAGACGCCCACCACGCCCACAGCACCCAUCACACCCAUGGCCGCCAUGCCCCAGGUGCCGUCAGUCUUGGGAGGAGCCAACGUCCCCAGCAUGGGAGCCAUGCGCAGACGCCACUCGGACAAAUACUCCAUGCCUUUGUCGUCAGGUGGUGACACAGUAUUUAUUUUUCCAGAGAUUGCCCCAAACUACGAGUUUUAUAAGAACGCAGAUGUCAGACCGCCAUUUACUUAUGCAACCCUCAUAAGACAGGCUAUCAUGGACUCUGCCGACAUGCAGUUAACGCUUAAUGAAAUCUACAGCUGGUUCACACGCACGUUCGCCUACUUCAGACGCAAUGCCGCAACUUGGAAGAACGCCGUUCGCCACAACCUCAGCCUGCACAAGUGCUUUGUGCGCGUGGAGAACGUGAAGGGAGCGGUGUGGACGGUAGACGAGGUGGAGUACCAGAAACGCAGGUCACAGAAGAUCACAGGAAGCCCAUCACUUGUCAAGAACCUGCCUUCCAGUCUUGGCUAUGGAACUGCACUAAAUGCCAGCUUACAGGCCGCCCUGGCAGAGACCUCCCUGCCUUUGCUGGGGACUCCUGGGCUCAUGAACAGCGGCUCCACGGGCCCAAUGGGAGGCGGCUGCCACGGCCUCCUCGGUGGGGACCCGUCCAUACUGACCGGCGUAAGUCCACCCGGACUGUUGGGCGGGAGUCCGCCCGGUUUGCUGGGUGGCAGCCCUCCAGGUACGCUGAGCGGCAGCCCACCGAACCUGUUGCAGUCCGCCCACGACGAGCUCAACGGCUCACUCGACCACCUGGACACCAACGGACACAGCAGCCCCGGAUACUCCCCUCCAGUACACAUGCCGCCCAUUCACGUCAAGGAGGAGCCGCUUAAUAUGGACGACGACGACUGUCCAAUGUCACUCGUGACGACAGCCAACCACAGUCCGGAGCUGGAUGACGACCGGGAGCUGGAGGAAGGGAACUUAUCGGAGGACCUGGAGUGACUAGGAUACAGUUUUUGGUCGACGUAUCGCUUCACCAAACCGCACUGUUUCUCUCACACAGACCUCCUGCAAGACUAGAAACCACUCCACAGCCCAAGCAGCCACAGCUGACUCUCCCUUCGUCUCUCUCACACCACUGGGACUAUUUAUUGAGCAUGUAUCCGGACAGAGACCGGUCCAAAGGAACUCUUUGUUGCAGCCCUUUGGAAAACCCCAAACAUGACAGGCAUGAGAUGUCUGAUUUAAAAAAAAAAAUAAUAAUAAUAAUAAUAACACAUUAACUCUUUCAUUAGGGAUGGCGUGGCCACAUACAGCACCAGGACGACGGACUCGCUGACGGGGACAUAACAUGAUUUAAAAUGAGCAAAUGGUGUUCCGUUGAAAGCUAGCGGCCUCAUAUACUGCCAAAAAGGAAGACAUUUUAUGUUUUGUGAAUAAUCCAACCCACAGUAGUUGUUAAUGUCUAGAGACAAUUGCUGGUUCAAUUCAAGUUGUUGCUCUGUUAUCAUUUGCACAGGAGUAGUCUCAGAAAUUUGUGUCACUGCCUGUAUGUUGCUACUAUUAUGAAACCCAGUAUAUUCUUUUUCAGCUUUUCUUUAAACCAUCAGUUAAUUUCCAAAAAUCUGAUUUGUAGACCACCACCAACUGUAAAUGACAUUCCCUGAAUCACACCAGUAACGGAACUGCGGCACCAAGACUGUUGUUGCAGCUGUCCAGAAAAGAGAAAAAAAAAGGAAAAAAAAAAAAUAGGAAAAAGUUGGCUUCCAGUCUGUUAUCUGUUUGUGAUUAAAAGUUUAAAAAAAAAAAAAGAUUAACUUGGGGAUCAAAAAAAAAAAAAUUCGUUUCAAGCGCCAUCGACAAAACAAAUGCAUCUCUGCAUAAUUUUCUUCUCGCUGUUCUCCUUACCUCCUCGUUCUAAAGCUUUGUCUACCUGCAAACAGUCACAGGCAACAGCUAAAAAACCAAAGCCAACACUAGCAAUGGCCAAUAGCUUAUAGACAGAGGCCGCCAAAACUCCUCUUUGGUCCGCCUUCUGAGACUUUAAACGAAUACAAAGAGAAGCUUUCGUUCCGCAAACUACCUUGGAAUAACCUCUGGGAUUGUUUCAUUUAGCCCUAUACAAAGAUGAUCACGAGGAAGAGGGAGGGGAAAGAAAUGCCGACUUCGGUGUGUAAUUGAAUGAACUCAUAAAACAAACGUCCACUUUGGAGGCUUUCCUGCCAGACGUGCUGUAGGUAAAAAAGGUGAUCACUCGUUCAGAUCCGCGACUUAACUGGUAGAGAGCAGCGCAACCGUAAAAAGUGGAUCAUGACCAAAACAUUUGUGUAUUCAAUGGAAGUGCAGAAACUUUGUGUUAUUGUGAACUUCUUUUUUUUUUUAUUUUUGUGUUAAAGCGUUACACAUCAGAAUCUUUAUUUAAUUUGUUAUAUUUUUUCUAACCUGGUGUACAUGUACUGUUCUGAGUAGGACUGUCGAGAUCUGUCUUAUUUCCGUGGUGUUUUUUUUUUUUUUUUUUUUUUUUUUUUAUUUUAAUUUAAAUCUUUUGUUGUUCCGAGCCGCGUCGAAAAACUGAAAACAUCGCUAACCAAACAUGAAAAAUAAUCUAGUGAAGCCAAAUAAGUCAUGAUUUCAAGUUAAUAUGAAAUGAUGUGGCUUGGUUACCAUGUAAAAACAAAAUAGUGAUAGCCAUUGCGGAAGAGGAUAUCUAAGGUGACCUUUCCUUUUCUAGGUGAUGUUUGCUUUAACUCCAUCGAAUACUCAUUGUGUGGGCCACAGCUUGUAAACUAUAUAGAUGCAGCUGGUGUUAACACUGACGCACUCUGUAUAGAGCUUUUUAUAACACACUUGGUAUUUAUAGCGACUAAAGAGGAGUAGUUAUCGUGGAAACUACGUCCCAUCGUUUUCCUCGCAGCCAGUGUCAUCUAGAAAAGUGUUGUUGCUUUAACGGUCAUUUCUGUUUUCAGUAAACCAAAGUUACACAAAAUUCUGCCUCCUCUUGUAUGGGAUAAAGAAAUCCUAGCCACACACACACACACACACACACACACGCACACACACACACACACACAAAGACAAACACACACACACAUAGAGCCCGGGCUUUUGCCAACUUUGUUGUUUUGGUAAAAUCUCCAGCUGCUGAAAAUGUCAAAGAAGCAGAACCAGUCUGGAGUCUGAAACACACUGUGCAUAUGUUGUUUAUCAAGUGUUGUGCCAAGCCGAGAAACUGGCUGUAAGAGCUUAACACACACACACACCCACAGUACUGUACAUGUAAAACACACACACACUCACUCACACAUAGACAGUAAUGUGCCAGUUCCACGUCAAGAAGGUACUGGGCCCAGGAACAAAGCUUAUCCCUUCAAUACUUAGCUGGAGUCAGCAAAACGACUUGAAGAUGACGUCCUUAAUAAUCUUAUCACACCAAAUAAAAAGGACGCUGCGUCUUUCAACUGAAAAAAAAAAAAAAAAGGAAAAAAAAGGGUUCUCCCACUCACCCAAAAAGGCUUUCUAAAAGCUUCUACCUCUGCACAACAAAUUCAGAACAAUUACGACAGAUUGCACGAGAACGAACGCCACAAAGAGCUGUUACACUUUCCUACGCUUGUCUCAUAGGACGUGGCUCGAACCAACGUUUACAUUCCCUGCGUCAAGAUACGGAAGAUUUGCAUUGUAAUAGGUUGUCCUCAAACAUUUGUAGAAUGAUAAUGUAUAGAUUUACCUGUAAGGGAAUAUUGUGUUUUAAAAAAAAUGCAUGUCUAAAAAUCAUUUGGUGGACUGGAAACAAGAACUAAUAAAAAGAAUAUAAUAAAAACCAUGGGGAUUGAUGGCCUAAAUGUACGUACAAUGCAUAGGAGUGCAUUACCUCAGAUAUACUGUUUUGGGAGGGAUAAAACCUGUCAGCCACAGAAUGCAUAUUACCUGUAGAUUUGCAUGGGUUUUGUAUAAAUUAAGUAAAAAAAAAAAUGUCUAAAAUAGUUGCUUGCACAUAAUACCAGAAAGACCUCCAGAACUGCGAUCUGCUCCUCCACUAGAUUUUAGGAUUGUCUGGAUUUUCUGGGUUGAUUUUGUCUGUAUUUUGAUAACUGUGCAUACUUAUGUAAAGAAAAAAAAAAUGUUGGUGGACCCAUAAAUUUACCAGACUUUUUUCUAAGAGGAAAAAAAAUCUCAGUGUUUCUUUUCUGACUUACCUGAAUUUUUACUGUUUCUCUCUCAUUGCUCGCUAAGAAUAGCAAAACCUGCUUUUUCUGCAUCUGCUUUGCGUAGCUGUAAGGCUUAACCUAAUGUGUGUAUUUAUUGCUUGUACCUCUGUGCAUACUUUAUGAAGCAUUAUGUCUGGCAGUUGAGUCAUGUAUCCUUUCUACUGCUAUCCUUCUCUAAUAAUUGAGAAUAUGAUCCCCCUAUGUAUACAGUAAAUUGGGACUGUAGCAAACAUAUGUUUAUGUAAUUGGUGAAGACGUUUAUUUUUGUUUUUUUUGUUUUUUUUUUAUUUUCCUUUCGAUCGAGAUUCAGCUACUUUUUUUGAUACUUUUCAUUACUGUGUACUGUGUCCAUACGUUAAAGGUUCUCUGACAUUAGAAGGUCAUGGUUGAGAAUUGUAACAAGACAUUAUUUUCUGUAUUCAUGGCAUUUCACUGCUGAAUAAAAUAAAGGACCAAAACUUGGAAUUUGAAAAGCAA